Salpingoeca rosetta is the source of this 2679-nucleotide messenger RNA. RefSeq lists its product as uncharacterized. Lineage: Eukaryota; Choanoflagellata; Craspedida; Salpingoecidae. The transcript is spliced from 5 exons. The record is from RefSeq and is a predicted model, not a curated record. The coding region runs from base 316 to 2328 and encodes 670 amino acids.
GCAAGUGCUCCUCCGCACCAGCCAGUCAAAAGCGAAAAACACAACAAGCACUGCUGCCUCUGCUGUGUUGCUUGCCUUUUUCGCCGUUGUGCGUGCGUGCGUGUGUGUGCGUUGCAUUCUCAUUCCCCACCAAGCAAGAAGCAAGCAAGCAAGCCGUGUUGUCUUGUCGUUGGUUCUUUCCUCCUCGCUUGCUUCCCUCUGUUUUCUCUUUCUCCCCCUCCCCCGUUCCCCUUCGACCCGUCGCUCUCUUUGUCUCUGUGCGUGCCUUCCUCUUGACACCCCCCUCCUCCUCCUCCUCCUCUCACCCAACUCGGCAUGGCGACGGUGCUGGUCAGUGGUGACCACGCGACAGCGCGGGAACAGGCGCCUGCCCCCGCCAAUCACGACGAUGAUGACAUGGAAGGAAGCGAAGAUAUCGUCGAUGACAGCGACGGUGGCGAGCACAGCCCAGAUGCUUCACACCCGUCGACCGUCACCCAUUCCCCAUCAGCGACCCAGACGAGGGCAAAGAAACAUCCCCGGCACCGACGAGAGGACGAUGAUGAUGACAGCGAUGAGGACGACGACGACGACGACAGCAGCGAUGAGGACGGAGGCGGUAGGCGGUCUCAAGGCAUUGGAAAGAGUGCUGUGAGCAACAACGGCGCCGCGGCAAACACAACAGCAGCAGAAGCAGUGAGUGUGUCAUCCCUGUCCUCCACGCCACAGCAGUCGCGCGACCCGACCACAUCUGGGCCGACCAGCGGACAAGAAAGCGGCGACGAAGCAAGCAGCCACGACUCCAGCGUCUCCAAGGACAGCACAGCUCACGCCACGCCGUCAACGAUGUCAGCAGCGACAACGACGUCAACAGCGACAAGGCCGACAAAUGCCAAGAAGAAGGCAUCAACAAACACGCGGAUAUCUGCGGCCGGCAUGGCAUCCAAGACCAAUCACAGCCCCUCAACGCGCACCGGGGACAGUGGCAGUAUCGACGGUGGUCUCAAUGGCAAGGGCGAGCACAGUGAAGCCAAGGCAUCAGCAUCUGUAGCCGCUGCUGGUACUGUUGGUGAAGAAGACGAUGCGGUGCCAGCGAAGAAGGCGAAGACAAGCAGCAGUGCACAAGCAAGUGCAGCCAAGAAGGGACCAACGACAACAUCAUCGUCGGUGUCGUCUUCUUCCACACCAUCAUUGUCAUCAGUAGCAAAGCGGGCCAAGUCCAAAGCGGCGGCGUCCACGCCAGCAGCGAAGCGAGCGAAGACGCAGCAGAAGAAGGCGCCAAGUGGAAACGGUAACAAGGGCGGCAAUAGUGACAACGGUGCAGCGAAAGCGUCGACACCCACCACCACCGGCACCCACGGCAACAACGGUACUAACGGAUCCACAAAGGGCAAGGCGUCAUCACCAUCCACCCCUUCAUCGUCGUCGUCAGCGGUGGCGUCAAACCGGAAGCGCCCGAAGAAGGAAAUCAACACGGUGACGGAGGUAGUGCGUGGUGGCACUUGCGCCCCCCUUGCAAAGAAUCUCGAAAAAUGGCUGCUCAAGAACAAGACGUGGUGGAUCUCGGAGCCGCCCGGUUCGAAGCGGCCGUGGAAGAAAUCAAAGAAGCCAAAGGAUCCGUGGAAGGAGUUGCCAAAUCAACUUGCGGAGGCAGCAGGUGCGGGCGGGGACGGCGCGUGUACGGCGCUGGCUGCGCAGGUGCAGGAGCUGGCGAGCAAAGGAGAGGCCGCGAUGGGCAAAUACGACUACGGCGAUGGCGCCGUGUGGUUUCGAAAGGCGCGCAAUGCGCUCUCGCAGCUGCACAUGCAGAUGAUCCACGCACGCAAGAAUGGCACUGGCAGCGGUGUUGGUGGUGGUGGCAAGGUGGAAGCGGGUGUGAAGGAAGCUGGUGGUAACGGUGGUGACAAGCGUGCGGACAACGUCGCUGGUGAUGGUGAUGGUGAUGGUGAUGGUGAUGGUGAUGCAUCGAGAAGCACCGCAAAGGCGGCCGGCCAAGCAAAACCUGCUGUGAAGACAGAGGCAGAGGACAAGGACGGCAGCGACGGCGCCAAUGGCAGCGAGAACGCGAAAGAGACGAGUGCAGCGUUACGUGCAUCCACUUCAAACGCCAGAAUCACACCUUCCCCUCCUCAACCAGCGACUUCUUCCUCCUCUUGUGCCGCCACCGACACCAGCGCGAAGAAGGGAGGCAGUGGCGAGCGUGCUGACAGCAACUCCAUGGUGCAGGAAACCGUGCAGCAGGACACACGGAGCACUCAAGCGACUAGUGGUGGUGACAGUGGUGACAGUGAUAAUAGUGGUGGUGAUAGUGGUGGUGAUGGGGCGCAAUCAGGGGAGACUUCACCGUGAUGAUGAUGUUGAUGGCAUGUGAGAGAGCGAGAGACAGAGAGACAGAGAGAGUGUUUGUGUGUGUGCGUGUGUGUGCGUUUGCACCAACUUCUGCGUGUAACUGCCCAUCUUCUUCUUCCUCUUUCUCUUGUGUGUAUGUAUUCGACCACUGCAGCCGUGUCACCGCGGGCCUUGGCAUUGCGGUGGUGCCGGUGUUGACGGAGAAUGCCACGUCCCGCCAUCUCCACCCCCCCCCCUUUUUUUCCUUCCAUAGUCUCUGCUUGCUUACUUGCUGACUUGCAUUCGCUUUGCAUUACAUUCGCUUGCUUGCUUGCCAUCUUUUGAUUGGACGAUUGAAACGACCCAACACAA